AGGCAUGCUGAACAGAGAACAGGAAAUCGGAGUAACAAAAUACUUGCGAAUAAAAAAACGUCAAACCCCGACAACUCCCGCCAUUUCCCCUCUCCAUCGACUAGCUUCACACCACUCUUCCUCUCUCUAAAAAAGCACAUAAACAGACGCGCCACCCGCAAUCGUCCACCACUCCUCCAAUUGAUGCUCAGGCUCCGUCCAUGCGUCUCUAUACGCUCCAUUUACUCCACGCGCCACUCCAAGCUUCUCUCUCCUCUGAUUCCCUCUCGCUUCUUCUCUAAAUCCCCAUCAUUUCUAAAAACCCACACUCUCACUCUAAACCCUAAUUCCAAGAUGUCCUCCUCUCGCCCCUCCGCCUUCGAUGCUCUCAUGUCUAGCGCACGUGCCGCCGCCUCCGCUAAGAAAAGAACCCAACCCCAACCCCAACCCCAAUCAAAAUCCAGCUCCCCCAAAAAACGCAAAACCCUAGACCAUCCUCAGAACCCCGAUAAAACGCUCAAUUCCGUGCAAAAUCCCCAAACUGAUGAAUCUAAAAAGCUAACCAACACUCCAGAUUCAUCGAAUGAGCCUAAAUCAGAACCAAAUUCUAGGUCUGAUAGCCUAUUAAAAGUCAAUGAAUCGAAUAAACUGAGAGUUGAGGAUAAAAAUACGGAGUUGAAGAGCAAGAUUGUGUUGUUAAAGAAGAAAGCCGGGGAUUUUAAGCCGGAGAUGGUGGCUAAUUGGGAGAAAGGAGAGAGGGUUCCGUUUAUAUUUGUUUCUUUGGCUUUUGAUUUGAUAGCGAACGAGACAGGGAGGAUUGUGAUUACUGAUAUUGUUUGUAAUAUGUUGAGGACUGUAAUGGAUACUACUCCGGAGGAUUUGGUGGCUGUGGUUUAUUUGUUAGCUAAUAAGGUUGCCCCUGCGCACGAGGGAGUGGAACUUGGGAUUGGGGAAGCUUUGAUUAUUAAGGCGCUGGCGGAGGCGUGUGGGAGGAAAGAGAAGGAGGUUAAGAAGCAGUAUAAGGACUUGGGAGAUUUGGGCCUUGUUGCAAAAGCAAGUCGGUCAUCCCAAUCUAUGAUGCGCAAGCCUGAUCCAUUAACAAUUACUAAAGUUUUCAACACAUUUCAACAGAUUGCUAAGGAAUCUGGGAAGGAUAGUCAAGACAAGAAAAAGAACCAUAUCAAGGCACUUCUUGUGGCAGCCACAGACUGCGAGCCUCAGUAUCUAAUUCGUCUGCUUCAGACAAA
Populus euphratica (Euphrates poplar) is the source of this 1226-nucleotide messenger RNA. RefSeq names its product DNA ligase 1-like. The record is from RefSeq and is a predicted model, not a curated record. Gene Ontology annotation, cellular component: nucleus; mitochondrion. Gene Ontology annotation, biological process: lagging strand elongation; DNA recombination; DNA repair. The transcript is spliced from 4 exons. The annotation marks the transcript as partial. Gene Ontology annotation, molecular function: DNA ligase (ATP) activity; DNA binding. NCBI's taxonomy places the organism in Eukaryota, Viridiplantae, Streptophyta, Magnoliopsida, Malpighiales, Salicaceae.